GUCAGCGAACAGCUGGACUGCUCUGGUUACAUGUGUGUAACCUUGAAAAAAACCCAUCCCGGCUGCCUUACUCAGCAGAUUAUAAAAGAGUGAUUUCCAAAAUGCGUCUGGCUUCCAGAUCAGCCCGUGCCGUGCUGUUGAUGUGACCGAAGGUCUCAGCUGAUCCCUUCCUUUCUUGUGCAGCCAAGAGGUUUGCAGCAGCAGCAGCAGCCACGGCCAGUACAAUACUUAAGAAGGUUCCUAAAAGGAUGGCAUCCCUCUUGGAGUUGAAAGAGAUCUUCCGCAGCGCCGACGCAGUGUGCUUUGACGUGGACAGUACAGUCAUCAGGGAAGAAGGCAUCGAUGAGCUGGCCAAGUUCUGUGGAGUUGGAGAUGCUGUGGCAGAGAUGACCCGCAGAGCCAUGGGUGGCAGUGUGACGUUCAAAGCAGCUUUAACAGCACGACUAGGUCUGAUACGGCCCUCCUACGAGCAAGUGCAGAAACUCAUCUCUGACAACCCACCUGAGCUGACACCAGGAAUAAGGGAGCUGGUGAGCAGGCUUCACCAACGAGGGGUCCAGGUCUUCUUGGUCUCUGGGGGGUUUCAGAGCAUUGUGGAACACGUGGCCUCACAGCUGAACAUUCCAACAGCAAAUGUCUUUGCCAACAGGCUGAAGUUUUACUUUAAUGGAGAAUAUGCAGGGUUUGAUGAAACACAACCAACAUCUGAAUCAGGGGGGAAAGGAAAGGUUAUUACACAUUUGAAGGAACAGUUCCACUUCAAGAAAGUAGUUAUGAUUGGAGAUGGAGCUACAGACAUGGAGGCCUGUCCCCCAGGUGACUGCUUCAUUGGAUUUGGAGGAAAUGUAAUCAGAAAGCAAGUAAAGGAGAAAGCCAAAUGGUACAUUACUCACUUUGACGAACUGCUAAAGGAGCUGGAAGAACGAUAAAUUAUACACUAAAGUAACAUAUUUAACACCUGUAAAUCCAUUAUACAUUGCAAUUAAACAUAUAUUUGUUUGCAAA
Pogoniulus pusillus (Red-fronted tinkerbird) is the source of this 1005-nucleotide messenger RNA. RefSeq names its product phosphoserine phosphatase (gene PSPH). Bases 249 to 929 code for a protein of 226 amino acids. Gene Ontology annotation, biological process: dephosphorylation; L-serine biosynthetic process. The transcript has 6 exons. NCBI's taxonomy places the organism in Eukaryota, Metazoa, Chordata, Aves, Piciformes, Lybiidae. The record is from RefSeq and is a predicted model, not a curated record. Gene Ontology annotation, cellular component: cytoplasm. Gene Ontology annotation, molecular function: L-phosphoserine phosphatase activity; magnesium ion binding.